This is a messenger RNA of Daucus carota subsp. sativus, 1671 nucleotides long. RefSeq lists its product as uncharacterized. The coding region runs from base 245 to 1390 and encodes 381 amino acids. The transcript is spliced from 2 exons. The record is from RefSeq and is a predicted model, not a curated record. NCBI's taxonomy places the organism in Eukaryota, Viridiplantae, Streptophyta, Magnoliopsida, Apiales, Apiaceae.
UGAGUUUAAGGUUGUAAAUAUGGGUAUUGCUAUUACAGAGUAAAUCAAGAAGUUAAUUGCGAAAAACGAGGGAGUUUGAAAAUUUGAAAUAUGGAAAGCCGAAAGAAAUGGGGUUUUUAAGAAAGAAAACCAAUAUGUUUUCUCUCUUUUAUGUACAAACAGCUCUUUGAUGAAUUGAAGUCGCGCUGUUCUUUACUUCUUUCUGGGCUUCAAUUGAAUUUAUUGACAAAGUUAGCUAGACUGAAUGGAGUGCAAUAGAGAUGAAGCUGAAAGGGCUAAACAAAUUGCGGAGAAGAAGUUUCUGGCAAAAGAUGUGGCGGGGGCUAAAAAAUUUGCAAGCAAGGCUUGGAGUCUGUAUCCCUGUAUUGAUGGGAUUUCCCAGUUGUUGGCAACAAUUGAUGUGUUUGUUUAUGCAGAUAACAAAAUUAAUGGGGAAAUAGAUUGGUAUGGGGUACUUGGUGUGAAUCCACUGGAUGACGAAGAUGUUAUAAGGAAGAAGUACAGGAAGCUGGUUCUCAUGCUCCAUCCUGAUAAAAACAAAGCAAAUGGAGCUAAUGAGGCAUUUCUUCUUGUAUCCCAGGCUUGGGAUUUGUUAUCUGAUAAAACGAGAAGGUCAGCUUACGACAGUCUCACUAGUCCUCACAGAUUCCAGCAUAAUGUUCAACCUCAGUGUAAUGGUUCAGCGACACCAGCAGCAGAGCAGAAUGGUUUUCACAGUUCUGCAGAAUGGUUUUCAGAUGUAAAAGUUCCAAACUGGAACAGUGGUCCUGUUCAUUCGGAUUUUCAUAAAAAGAAAACUGCUUCUCAUGAUUCUCCAAAACCACCUAAUUUUCACAGUUCUGGAGAAUGGUUUUCAGAUGUAAAAGUUCCAAACUGGAACAGUGGUUCUGUUCAUUCGGAUUUUCAUAAAAAGAAAACGGCUUCUCAUGAUCCUCCAAAACCACCUAAUGUUCCCCCGGCUUCUAAGAAAGAAAAAAGUGCAGUUCCCCCUUCAUCUCACAAACAAAAACCAGCUAAUGCCUCUGAUCCUCCAGCUCGUGAAUAUAAACCUAAAACAGUACCUCCCUCAUUCCAUAAACAUAAUCGACGUACUGCUCCUCCUGCUUCUUCCUACAAAGAGAAAACAUCCACCUUUCCUCCAUCUCCUAAGCAUAAAUCAAGUAAAAUGCCUGGCUCGUAUCAUGAACAGAAGCCACAAAAGGUUCCUGUCGCCCCUCAGAAACCAAACCACGGGCCUCAUCCACCUCAAGAGCGAAAAAACACUGCAAGUUGCUUGUCUACGUGUCAUGGAUGCAAGAAUCAAUAUUACUGUCCAAGAAUAUAUAUCAAUCAGGAUUUGCUCUGCCGUGAUUGCUUUAAUGAAGUCUUCCAUGGAAGAAAACCUUGUUAAAGCUUUGACAUCCAAAGACUCAAGGUUCUGGAAAUUCCUCAAAUGGGAUAGCCAAUUUGUGAUUUCGCACUCUUUUGUUACUGUUUAUUAAGAUUAACAGUAAGCUUUUGACAUUGCAAGACUUGGAUAAUCGGAUUAUCUUUCCUUUCAUGUUCUGUAUGAAUAUUGUUCAGUAUUAGCUCCUAGAUUGGAGAACUUUGUGAUUUAACUGUCUUACUGUUUAUCGAUCAAAUUAUUGUAAGAUAAAAAAUGCAUCUUUACAAGCUAAACAUGAUACACAG